AUGUCAAUACUUUCAUGGCUACCAGUAUUACUAAUUUUGAGCUAUUUGCUUAUUUCGUACAUUGCGUACGUUUUUAUAUACUGUCCAUCUUCUUCAACGACAAUAGGGGAAUGUAUAAUCAACCUCUUAAUUUUCAAUGUGUGCUUCAUAAUGAUGAUGUGGUCCUUUCUGCAAACAGUGUUCACUGCUCCCGGAGAAAUUCCAAGUGAAUUCUGGCUAAACUCAUACGAUCUGCAACGUGUUACAAGGUCUCAAUCUCAACAAAGUAGAAGUAUGUUGCUCGAAAAUAUAGCUCGCAAUAGAAAGCUGUCUUUGGCUACUAUACAGUACGACGGCUCAGGCCUAAUACGAUAUUGUGCCGAGUGCUAUGUGAUAAAACCGGAUCGCGCGCACCAUUGUGCCAGGUGCGGAGUUUGUGUCCCAAAAAUGGAUCACCAUUGUCCUUGGACCAACAACUGUAUUUCAUUUACUAAUUACAAGUUUUUCAUUCUUUUCCUUUCUUACUUAAAUUUGUUCUUUAUACUCUUCCUAUCAACAUCAUUUACUUUCCUUUACCACAUAUCAAAAUUAAUGACGCUGGAACUGCAAAGCAAAAAUGAUUCACUGCAUGUAAUCCAAAGAGUAGGUCUAGGGAACUUAAUUUUCCUGAUAAUUUACGUUAUAAAUUCAUCCGUAGCUGUGGUAACCAUAAUUUUUAUGGUUUAUCACUACAGUUUGACUCUGAACAAUAUGACAACUAUAGAAGCAUUGCGUCCACCCGUUUUUGUGAGUGAAGAUAUCGAAGGAUAUGAUUUGGGAAAGUGCGAAAAUUUUGAAGAAGUUUUUGGAAACAAUAUACUGUUAUGGUUUGUUCCAAUACAAACGAGUUAUGGCGAUGGAAUAAAGUUCUCAAUCAGAUCACAAAAUCUACUUGAUCAAGAGCAAUAUUGGUACAGCUAAUAAACGAUGUGCUAAAAAAUGUAUUUUAUUCUAUAUAAAUUUAAAAAAAUUUAUAAGAAAAUUAUAAUUUAAAAAUGGAAAAACUAUUUUAGAAGAAAUUUAUAAAAUAAUGCCUUAGAAGUUGCUUUCUUCAAGAUGGAACAAAAAAGUCUUAUUUGUGUUUAAAAGAACACUUAUAAAAGAGAAACCAUACACAAUACAUUUUUUAGAUAAAAUGUAUCUAUUUAAUAGGUUGUAAUGAUUUGGAAACUAUUUUACAGUUAAAAAGGCAAAAAUCACUUAUAAUUUCAACGCUCAACAUUAACAAAAGUAAAAGGUGUUACAAAAUUUAAAGAGCUUUGGCUUACCAAAAUGAUAGGAAUAAUCAAAGUAAGCAUUAUAAAAUAUUUAUGUCUAGGCAAUGACCAAGUUACACUAAAACUAAGAUUUUAAUGAAAAUUGUUAAUUGAGUUGAAUUUCUUCAAGCCAUUGUAUGAGAAAGUUACUCAAAUAACAUAGAAUGAAAUGGAUGGUUUCCAUUCACUCAAUUUUUUGAUUGGAGGUUUGCAUCAUUUUUUAUAUAAUCCAGAAAUACCGGUUUCUAUAACAUUUUAUAAACCUUUAGUAUGCAUCUUUUGACUUUUUUCAACUGGGGUAUCUCUAAUCACUAUUCUACAACAACAAAAAAGAAUGCAAUAAAGAACUAAAUAAUUCAAUCAGAACUCAAGUAGCAACAGUUGAUUGAGAUCUUUUUAAACGUGUUAAUGCAAAUUUCCCAAGAAUACAGGAACUUGCAUAGAAGGAAAUGUAUACUACAUAUUUUAUUAUAUAAUGUUUGAGCAACAUUCUCAUUGGUGUUAGCAUUCAUCAGCUUCUUGAUGCUACAUUCUAUAUACCGUGGGUGAUUGAAAUUAUUGAGAAGCAAGGAGAAAUAAAUGCAAAUUUUAUGACAGUACAACUCAAUUUACUUUCUUCUGUGCAAAGGUAGCAAAUCCGCACAAAAUAUUCUGAUAAUUAAAUUAAUGGACAGCUGAAAAUUCUUAUUGGAAUCACUUACGUAUUAAUAUCAAUAGGCCACUCUCAAUUACAUCAGUCAAGGCAUGUCUUUUCUUCAAAUAAGUUUGCCAGUAUUGGAGGAUCACUUGCAUCGACAAUAGCCUACAAUAAACCUUAGAAUAUCCCAUCAUUGGAUUAUUGUCAAUGAACAUGUCAGUAGUGCAGCCUAUUAUGCUCGAUAAUGCGAUUAUGUCAGAAAAACAAUAUAACAAUUACAAGAAAAAUUUAAUGAAAACUAUAUCUCUAACCAAAAAUGAAUCAUGAUAUAAAUUAUUAGGGAAAAUGAAUAAAAGUAUGUUAAUACCUUUUAAUAAUAAAAUUAUGCCGGUUCAAUAUGGCUCAAAAUUUCUUCUUUUUAUAGUAGCCUUCUGCGCAACAUUGAAAAAAUUAAUUAUUAGACAUUGAAAAGCUUCAGUGCAUAAUAAUCUCUCAAGAGCAUCUCAAGAAUUAAGAUAAAUACAAAUAUUUUAAAUAAUUUCCAUCAAAUAGUAAAGAUUCUCUGCUAAAAAUAAAUUUGUAAAGCUGAAAGGAACUGAGACUCAGGCCUACAUUAGGUGAGCGGUGAUACUAUUCAUUGAUACAAGUUAAUUGAAAAUUGAGCUUUUUAGUUAGUUUCAAGUAACUGUAUUACGACUUGGAAAAAAAUCUGAUCGGUGAUUUCCAUAACAAAAUGGUAGGUUCUGCCUUGAAAUUUUAAUAUUUCAUCAUCUUUUCAAUAAAUAGAUUGGUAUUUAAAAUGUUGAACAUAGUUAAAAUUUGGCUAUUAACAGAGUAAAAAUGCUCAUAGUCAAGAGCCACAAUAUUGAUCUUAGAGCUCAUCGUAUUUUCACAAGUUAGACAAUAAAUACUUCAGAUGAAUAAUUAUAUAACUUAGAAACUUAGCUAGAUUAAUUAAUACGAUUUUUAGCAAAAAGUUACAUAAAUCAACAAAUUAAAAUUUGUUUAUCUUAUUGAUAAUCUAAUUGCAAAAAUAUAAUUCUAUCAAAUUGAUGAAUUCAUCAAUGUAGUUCAUAAACGUUUUUCAAAGCUAUACGAUUUCCACAAACCGAUGCGAAUCGUAUGACAGCGAAACAUUUCAAAAUUGAAAGA
Molecule: messenger RNA, 3063 nt
Organism: Nilaparvata lugens (brown planthopper)
Lineage: Eukaryota; Metazoa; Arthropoda; Insecta; Hemiptera; Delphacidae
Product: palmitoyltransferase ZDHHC15B-like
Exons: 1
Coding region: 1-939 (312 amino acids)
Biological process (GO): synaptic vesicle maturation; peptidyl-L-cysteine S-palmitoylation; protein targeting to membrane
Cellular component (GO): endoplasmic reticulum; Golgi apparatus
Molecular function (GO): protein-cysteine S-palmitoyltransferase activity
Source: RefSeq, a predicted model, not a curated record